This is a messenger RNA of Pogona vitticeps (central bearded dragon), 1618 nucleotides long. It is a transcript of the gene ALKAL2, whose product is annotated as ALK and LTK ligand 2. Lineage: Eukaryota; Metazoa; Chordata; Lepidosauria; Squamata; Agamidae. Gene Ontology annotation, biological process: positive regulation of ERK5 cascade; positive regulation of ERK1 and ERK2 cascade. The record is from RefSeq and is a predicted model, not a curated record. Gene Ontology annotation, molecular function: receptor tyrosine kinase binding; receptor signaling protein tyrosine kinase activator activity.
GGGGAGCCGGCCGUCCACCCACUGGCAAGUCGAUCCUCUCUGACUCGGCCGCGGCGGCCACCUCAUGGGCUCCCCAGGAAGCCUAUAUAAAGGGCGGCCAUGGAGGAGCGGCGGGAGAGCAGACGGCGUGCGCGCCCGGCAGAGGACGACGACGAGGAGGAGGAGGGCGCGCCAGGAGCCAGGCGACAACUCCAGCCGGACCUCCCCACACGCCCCGCCGCAGACCGCGCGCCUCGCUGGGCCCGAAGGGAGGGAAGCCGAAGCCCACUCAGAGGUCUGAGGCCAGCGGGGGCAGGGGGAAAAGGAAGGAGCGUGGCCCCGUCUUCCCUGCGCCCCUGUUUGUCCUCCCACCACCCAAGUGCCAUGCGCGGAUUUUUCUGGUCUCCUGCGCUGGCCGGGCUGCUGGUGCUGGUGAUGCUUUCGGCCGCCGGGCGUUGCAAAGAGAGAACGGAAUCCAGCGCGGGGCUGAAGGAAAGGCAAAACCUUUUAAACUUAAUCAUGGAGAUAAUUCAGGAACUUAAAAAAUACCACUUGGAGGAGGAGGAGGAAAAUGGGGUGCGGUACAAACAAGACUACCUUUUGGGCCGCAGGGAAGUGCCCGAUUAUGGAGGGUACUCAGAAGAGCAGAGAAUCGAAAUAGUUCCUAGAGACCUGAGGGUGAAAGACAAGUUUUUAAACCACUUAACAGGUCAUCUUUAUUUUGGUCCGAAAUGCACUAAGCACUUUCAUAGACUAUACCAUCAUACAAGAGACUGUACUAUCCCUGCAUACUAUAAAAGGUGUGCCAGGCUUCUUACACGGUUGGCAGUAAGUCCAAUGUGCAUGGAAGGAUGAGAUGAUAACUACUAUCAUAAAAAAUAUAGACAGAAACAGAACCAAGUGAAGUGCCUUGGAAACCAACAGGGAAAUGAAGCAACAUCUUUGUAACAUAUUCAAUUGUGAAGAGAUUUAUUUUUGCAAAUUCAUGGACUACUUCCCAUAAAUCUUUAAACAUAUGUUUUGUAUACUGUCGCCACUGUUUACAGAUACACAUUCUUUGGCAGAAACACUACCAAAGCAACCUAAAAUGUAUCAGAUUUUGAAGCAGCCCUACAACAGAAGUGUUGCAUUGCCAAAAUAAAAACAAAAAAGAUAAUUGAAUGAGUAUCAACUUUCCCAACAUGAAUAUAUUUCGUUCUGAGACACGAUGAGACACUUUCAAGGAAAACUUUCUAUAAAGAAGGGAACACCUGACAUCUUUUUUGCUUAUGGAACUCAACCAUUUCAUUACAACCUUUCCAUAAAUCUGUUACAUUGGACUUGUGGACUGCAAACUGUAUGACAUGCAAGGGACAAACAAGUUUAACUCCCAGAUUCUGUAUCCACUCUAAAAUGCCAUCUGUUUUCUGUACGAUAGAGGUAUAAACAUUCCAGCUAAAUGUGCAAUAUGUAAAUACUGUAAAUAGCACAUAUAAGAAAUAAAAUGUUUGGAUAUAAUGUUUGGCUGUGCCUGAAUAUUAUGGUCUUGGGAAGUCCAAUGCAAAGCGGUUUAGGUAACUGGUUGCUGAGCCAGAGUUUGGGAGUUCAAUUCCCCACUGUUUCCUUGACAGGAGCUGGACUCGAUGGUCCCUAGGGUCCC